Molecule: messenger RNA, 1035 nt
Organism: Eremothecium cymbalariae DBVPG#7215
Lineage: Eukaryota; Fungi; Ascomycota; Saccharomycetes; Saccharomycetales; Saccharomycetaceae
Gene: FBP1
Product: fructose 1,6-bisphosphate 1-phosphatase
Exons: 1
Coding region: 1-1035 (344 amino acids)
Biological process (GO): fructose metabolic process; fructose 1,6-bisphosphate metabolic process; fructose 6-phosphate metabolic process
Cellular component (GO): cytosol; cytoplasm
Molecular function (GO): fructose 1,6-bisphosphate 1-phosphatase activity
Source: RefSeq, a predicted model, not a curated record
AUGUCUCCAGCUACUAGUGCAAACAGAGGGGAUUCGUCUUCGGAGUCCAUUGAUACAGAUAUAAUUACGCUCUCACGGUUCAUUUUGGAAUCACAGCGGGCUUCUGCGAAGAACGCGACGGGAGAGUUUAAUUUAUUACUCAAUUCAUUGUCGUUUGCAUUUAAGUUCAUAUCGCAGACUAUUAGACGGGCCGAGUUGGUGAAUCUGAUAGGGCUUGCAGGCGCGUCGAAUGCUACAGGCGAUGAGCAAAAGAAGUUAGAUGUGCUUGGGGACGAAAUAUUCUUAAAUGCGAUGAAGGCUAGUGGGAAUGUGAAGGUGCUUGUGUCAGAGGAGCAGGAAGAUUUGAUUGUUUUCCCGGAGACGGGGGGCACUUAUGCUGUUUGUUGUGAUCCAAUUGAUGGCUCGUCUAAUUUGGAUGCAGGUGUAUCUGUGGGGACGAUUGUUUCUAUAUUUAAAUUGACACCUGAUUCCAGCGGGACUAUUAAGGAUGUGCUCCGUUGUGGACGUGAGAUUGUGGCAGCAUGUUAUGCGAUGUAUGGUGCCUCAACACACGUGAUGUUGACUACUGGCAAUGGCGUCAAUGGGUUUACGUUGGAUACCAAUUUGGGUGAGUUUAUUCUUACUUACCGUGAUUUGAGGAUGCCUGAUUCGAAGAACAUUUAUUCGAUUAACGAGGGGAAUAGUGUGUAUUGGGUGGAGGCGAUCCGUGGAUUCAUUGAGUCGUUGAAGAAGUGUGAAAAGCCUUACUCAGCGCGGUACAUUGGGUCAAUGGUGGGAGAUGUGCACCGUACUUUGUUAUACGGCGGGCUGUUCUCUUACCCGUGCGACAGGAAGAAUCCUUGCGGUAAAUUGAGGCUACUAUACGAAGCAUUCCCCAUGGCUUAUCUGAUCGAACAAGCGGGAGGGAAAGCCGUUAACGACAAAGGCGAGCGUAUUCUUGAUCUGACUCCCGAGCACAUUCAUGACAAAACCUCAAUUUGGCUAGGUUCCACAAAGGAAGUUAAUAAGUACCUGGAGCACAUUGGCAAGUUGUGA